Messenger RNA from Chaetomium strumarium, 1074 nucleotides. Its product is annotated as cwf18 pre-mRNA splicing factor-domain-containing protein. Gene Ontology annotation, cellular component: post-mRNA release spliceosomal complex; U2-type spliceosomal complex. NCBI's taxonomy places the organism in Eukaryota, Fungi, Ascomycota, Sordariomycetes, Sordariales, Chaetomiaceae. The transcript has a single exon. The coding region runs from base 157 to 885 and encodes 242 amino acids. The record is from RefSeq and is a predicted model, not a curated record.
UGUCUCUUGAAACUCAGGACAUACGGAAUAGUACACAGUAAGUAGUAGUGCUAGUAGCUUCCAGUUACCACAGACCACCCAACGCCCAUUGAAGUUCUCCAACUAAACAGACAAAAAGGAAGCGGAAAAGGAAAACGAGCUAUCAUACGUCCAACAAUGUCAUCCCACGCGGUUCUCAGCGCGGCAGCAGACGACCGCAAAGCACGCCUUGCCAAGCUCAAGUCGCUCAAGCGCAAGCAGCCGACGGAGGAAGAUCCAGAAGAGCCAACAAACACUGCACCUCGGGACGUCUCUCCCAGCGACCUCAACACAAAUAACAACAACCAAGAUGAACCCUCCACGGGGACCGCACCCCCGACAAAAGACGUAGCCCGCCUGCACCUUUCCGGCCGGAACUACGACUUCGAGACCAAAGGUCCCAAGCUAGGCUUCGAGGCACCGCCGACGCUCACCCUCGACAAGCCGACGCUCGAAGAGAAGGCGCAGGACCUCGAGGAGGAAUCCAAGCGACAGGCGGCGAUCGACGCGCAGAACGACAAGGGCAUCGACCUGCUCAAGCUGCAGCCGAAGAAGCCCAACUGGGACCUGAAGCGGGAACUGAAUCUCAAGAUGGAGGCGCUGAACGUGCAGACCGAGAACGCCAUCGCGCGGCUGGUGAGGGAGAGGCUGGCGGAGAAGAAGGCCGCCGCGGAGGCGGCGCGUGCACAGAAUGGGCCGCCAAGUCGAGAGGGGGCGGAACAAGGGGAAGGUGAGGGGGAUGCUGCAGCCGAGGGGAUGCUGGAUGGGGCGGCGAUCGUGGAGGGGAUGCGAUUACGAGAACGGGAAGAGGAGGAGGAUGCUCGAAGGGAGAGGGAGGCGGAGGCGGAGGAGUUUGGGAUAGCUUGAUGAGUGGCUUUGGGCUACUGUGGUAGACAAUUGUUAUGGGUAUUGCUUGUCACGGGUUUGGUUGCCGGUUUGUCUGGUUUACGUUGUUGUUGCCCGAUGGUCUGCUAACUACAUGGGUUCCUAGAAGAGUAUGUAAUUGAUACCCGGUUUCCUCUCUACCGUCCUCCCCUGUUCAUGGCUUGCGUGAGU